AUGGAUCCGCCGUCCAAGAAGCGAAGCCUCUUCGGCUUAGGCUUUACCUCUUCAAUUUUCCGCAGCUCUCCCGCCCCCACAGAUAAUCGGGAUGCUAAGGCCGAUGCAUCCACGACACCUGCGGCGCCCGCACCCGCACACGCGCAUCGCGAAGUCCACACGACCUCCGGGCCGCACAGCCCGAUGAAGCGCGCAUCCGAGUCGCAACUUGCAUCUCGCAAGAUCAUCGGCAGGCCGCAAGGUCCAUCAAGCAAGCUCUCACAGAGUAUCUCUGCGUCGGAAAUUCCACACCGGCCGCCCAGGCGGAUGCCGGGCGACAACCCCAACAAGCCGCCGCCUUCCAUGUCUGCGUCGGUAGCGUCGCACCCGCCGUCCAAUAUCAUCCCGAAAUCGACGAGCUUCUCUGGAAUUACCUCGACGCCCCGUAAUCUUUUCCGCUCCUCGGCUUUGUAUGGGCGGCCAGGGGCGUCGACCUUCGCCCCUCGCCUGCCCCCCAAUACCCUGAAUCAGAGCUUCCCGCCCACAACGCCCGGGAAACCGCCUCGGGGGUCGACGCCGGAUGUUAAUGGUCGCAUUCUUGCCAACACGACGUCUACCGAGCUGUUCAAGAUGAGGAUCCCGUCUCCGCCUCGCCAUCUCACUGGCGAGAUGUUGGCCAGAGAGGUUCCUGAUGAUCCGAACCGGUCUGGCUCCAUCUAUGCCGACGAAUUCCUUGCGCAUUACUGCCCGCCCGACUUGGAUGAACACCAGAGGCGCCAGUUCUUCUGCAUCCUGGACCUGCGACGGCUGAAAUAUGCUGCGGACGAAGUGUUCACCAAGAAGGACUGGAAGAUCAACAUUUUGAAUUUCGCAAAGGAGUACGAGAAGAGUCGCAGUCUGAUUAUGUUGCGGUAUGGCCUUUACGAGUUUAAGACGAUCAGGGCGUCGGAGGCAGUGAAGAAGGAGUGGAAGCAAAAGCAUGGCAUUCCCCUCUCUGACGACGAGUGCGACGUUGUCCCCAAGACAAACGGAACGUCCAAGAGGAAGGCUGAGGAAGAGCUCACGCCGAACAGCAACACGCUCAUGGCAUCGGUUUCAGGCGCUAAUAAACGUGUCCGCGCCCCGGAAAGCUCAGCUAGGAACAAGCGCAAGGCGGACGAGGAGCUCGAUGAAAACCAGCCGGCGAAGCUUCAGAAGCCCGCCCCCGCACCCUCUGCCACCAAGUCCUUCUUCGAAAGCAUUGCCAACAAUGCCCAGUCCGCCGCUGCCACGAAACCCGUUGGCAAGAGCCUGUUGGCUCCAGGAACAGGCCCGACGCCCAAUGGUGCCGUUGGCCGAUCGCUCUUCGAUACUGCCCCCAAGCCUGCCGCUGCUACUAGCAACAUCUUUGGCCACCUAUCUGACGGAAGCAAGGGUAGCGGCAACGAAGGAGCUGACGAAGAGAGCGAGACAAGCUCGAACGCGGAGGAAGAGGGCUCGGAAACCCAGGACGUCAGCCAGAGCGACGAGCAGGCGGCGAGCGGCGGUGUAUCAACACCACAGUUCGUCGAAACCAAAAAGCCAACUACCAACGGCACGUCGAGUGCGUCCUCGGAAGCUGGGGAGAGCACGCAGGGCCGCAGCCUCUUUGACCGCAUCACUCGAGAUCCCGCUGGCCAGCCGCCCAACACCUCGUUUGGUGGGGGGUCGGGUUCGAUUUUCAACUUCGGAGGGUCAUCCCAGCCGAGCGGUGCUCCAGUUUUCUCGCAGAAUCCCCCCGCAGCGACAUCCAUCUUCGGCAAUAGUCUAGCUCCCGGUGGGGGAACCUCUACAGGUACAAACACCCCUUUUACAUUCGGCGGAGCUUCAAGCUUGGCAACCACGCCGGCGGCGUCUACCCCGGAGCCGUCUGCCAAUGCUGAAGAUGGUCAAGGAACAAACGCUGACGGGGAUGACGCACCACAGGAGCAAAUUUCGCUAAUCGCCGGCGGGCCGGGCGAGGAGGACGAGUCCGCCGUCCAUGAAGUGCGGGCCAAGGCGGUAAAGCUCGUCACGGGCAUCGACUCGGACGACGAGUCCGGCUCCAACGCGGCCAAGGCCAAGAACAAGAGCCCCUGGAAGGUUCAGGGCGUUGGGCCCCUGCGGUUGCUUAAACACAAGACCACAGGCGCGGUGCGGAUGCUGCUGCGGGCGGAACCGCGCGGCCAUGUGGCGCUCAACAAGGCGGUGCUGCCCGAUUUUACCUACAAGGCCGACAACAAAUAUGUGAAGGUAACGACGGCGUCGGAUGACGGCAAGGGCUUGGAAACGUGGAUGCUUCAGGUCAAGACGCCUGCGGCGGCGCAGGCUCUUGCCGAGGCCUUGGAAGAGCACAAAAAGGCAAAUAAGAAGUAA
Molecule: messenger RNA, 2352 nt
Organism: Parathielavia appendiculata
Lineage: Eukaryota; Fungi; Ascomycota; Sordariomycetes; Sordariales; Chaetomiaceae
Exons: 3
Coding region: 1-2352 (783 amino acids)
Biological process (GO): intracellular transport
Source: RefSeq, a predicted model, not a curated record